Molecule: messenger RNA, 6399 nt
Organism: Lucilia cuprina (Australian sheep blowfly)
Lineage: Eukaryota; Metazoa; Arthropoda; Insecta; Diptera; Calliphoridae
Gene: tea
Exons: 16
Coding region: 198-6011 (1937 amino acids)
Source: RefSeq, a predicted model, not a curated record
AAUGACGCUAAAAUAGUAUUUUUGGCGUCUUUCUUUAAAACAAACUCUCUUUGUAGAAAUUUUAUAAGAUUUUAUUAAUUAUAAUUAAUUAUGCACAAAGUAACUUAAAAUCACACAAAGAAACAAGAUUUUAUUAAUUAUAAGAAUACAGACCAACUUUAAAAUAAAGUCUAUAGGAAUUUUAAAACUAAAACACCAUGACCACUAAAAAUAUUCCUGUAUCGUUUGAAUUUUUCAAAAAAUACACCUACCAUGAAGAAUGGGUUGAAAGGAUGUUAAAAGUCAAGGCGAAUGGCCACCAAGAAACCUACGAAGCUCUGUUAAAUAGCGAGGAAUCAAAGGAGAAAGCCUUGAGAUCAUAUUAUGAAGCGUUCUAUUUAAAACCACAAAUUAGAGAAAAAUCUCACAUACGUUUAAAGGCAGUACCUAAGAAAAUUAAAGAUAAAUUAUUAGCAAUACCAAUGCAGGACGCUAGUAUGGAAAAUUAUGAGAAGGUUUGUGAUAACAAUUCCAAUGAAUUAGUGCAAGAUGCAAUUGGCGAAAUUGCAGUUGCAGAACAGUUGAAGAUAGGAGAAUGCAGUAUAUCUAAAAAUGAAGAACAGAAACAACGCAUUUUAAUGACUGCAAAAGAUGUUCGUGAUGUAGAUGAUGGACAGGUGGUGGAAGAUGAUAGUGAACCACUUGGUUCACCAGAUGUUAGUUCAAUCCCAAAGCUAGCAAAUGCCAAAGUCAAUUCACCUGUUAAAAUACAAUGCAAAGAACUGCCUUUAACUCUUCCAACCAAAGCUUUAACUUCUUCGGACGGCAACAUUAAAACAAAUUCAAAACCGGUCAUUGGAAAAAUAAUUGAACAACAAACUGCUGUUACAACUAAAGUUUUAACUGAUAAACAAGCCGAACUAAUGGAAACUAACAACAAUAAUAAUAAACCAGAAAUGGCCAAUACAGAAACCAACAAAUCCCUUCCCAUUUUUAAUGCUGAUAACGCGAAACAUUUUAACUAUAAAGACUUGGUACCCUAUAUACAUUGUUGUCCCUUGACGUUAAAGGAAUUUCGUAAAUAUAGUAAUAUCAGACAAUUGACCAAAGAAUUAUGUAAAACAAAACAUAUGGAUGAUAAACAUCAACGUGUAAUAGAACAACGUUCGUAUAUAUUAUUUUAUUUAGCACCUGAACAUCGAAAAAUUACACCACUUAAUAAAAUACAAAUGUUAGACAAUUGUCCGGAAUAUAUAAAAAGUAAAUUCUUUGUAAUUCCCACAAAUCUUUACCUAAAGAAACAGGAUGCAGAUAAAAUCCAGGAAAAUAUAGAAUCUAAAAAUGUUUACGAAACGGAAAGUGUUGGAAAUAAGGAGGAACAUCUAAGAGCAACAGUUACAAAAGCUGUAACUAGUAAGGAGACAACAGAAGACGUAGUAGAACAUAAUAUUAAUGAAAUUGCAACAACAGAAGAUGUUACUCCUAUAGUGGUAGCGGAAAAUCAACAAUUAAUGCCAAAAGACAUUAAUAAAACAAAUGAACAAACAAUUAUAUCCUGUUCUACAACUCACCCAACUAAUGAGAUUAAAAAUUUACCAGUUUCUUUAGAGGAAUUUAAAAAACUUACACAUUUCGAUGAAGUUGUGGAGAAAUUAUUUAAAAUUAAAGCUCAAGAUAAUGAAGAACUUUUUAAUAAAUAUAAAAAUUCUCAGGAAGCUUUUAACACUACUGCUUUUAAUUAUUAUCAAGCUUUCUAUUUAAUACCCAUCAUACGAGAAACGUUUCCUAUACGUUUUAAACCUAUGCCAAGUUCUUUAAAAAAUCGUUUAUUACAAAUACCUAAAGGUAUAGAUAAGACAACACUGAAUAAUUUUAGAAUAGAGGAACUUGUUUCGGUGGAAUUUAAUGCAGAUGUUGAGGUUGAAAAGGAGGCAGUAACUGCUAGUCGAGAAGAGGUUACGAAAGCUUCAAACAACUCUAAUACAUCUCAAACAUCCCCUACAAACACAUCUACGAUCACCAUAAAAACAGAAAAGGAUACAGAAAGUUCAGAUUCAGAUAACAAAACAAAUUCACUUUCUGCUGGUAGCUUAAAGAGGAACACAACUGAGGAUAUGAAAUGUCCUUUGCGAAAACGUCAAAAAACACAACAAACUCAAGAUUAUGAGGAAAAUACUCAAAAAACUAAAAAAUCUUAUAAAGAACUAUUACCCUAUGCCCACUGUUGUCCCGUAACAUUUUCAGAUUUUCGCAAAUAUACCAAUGUUUCGGAAUUAUUUGCUGGCUAUUGUCAAAAACGUUAUAAUAGUCUUAAAAAAUUACCCUAUAUGUUACAACGUGCUUAUGUUCUCUAUUAUUUAGCUCCGGAAAAUAGACAAUUUAAACCUUUUAGCAAGUUAAUAACUUUAGAUGAAUGUCCGGCAGAUUUAAGGGAGAAAAUGCAUCAAAUACCAGAAAAACUCUACUUAAAAGGACAAAAUGCUACAGAACAAAUGGACAUAGAUGAAAUGCAAACUGAAACGUUUAAAGAAAAUCAAUCUGAAAAUUUAAAUCCCCAACAAACAGCUUCAACAAAUGCUAAAAAUAAACGAAAUAGUAUAGAGAUAUUAGAAAAUCGUUUAUUGCCUCCCACACAUAUACCAUUUACAGGACAAGUUAAUGUGGUCAGUCAAUGUCUAAAUAACAAUUGCGUUUUCCAUUACAUCACCCAUGUAGACUUUAUUCAGUUGUCAAAUAUUUUAUACAUAUUACCUGAACCAUCUGAAAUUGCAAUAAUACAAAGUUUUAAAAAAUUUGUUUAUCGUUUACUCAAAGAGAAAAGUUGCGAAAUAGAGUACAAUAUUAGCGCAUCCUUAUUGUGUAAACUUUUUAAAUAUAAUAAAAUGUGUGAAAUAUGUGAAAAAGAUGUAAUGGCUCUUUUUAAGCAGGAUUCACUAACAGCAUGCAAUGAAUCGGCAAAUGAGAAUAGUCUUACACAUGCUGCCAACAAUGUAACUGUCAAUGAAAGAAUGGAUUCGAGCAAUGAAAGAAUGCAAACAAACCAGGAAGCCACAACAGUUGAAACGGAUUCAAGGCAAUCUCAGGCAGUUCAUAAAAGUUCAAACACUUGUUCCACGGAAAGUGACACGAAAAGCGGUCAAAGUCCGAUACAAGACACACCUCAGAUACAAGAAAAAUCACAAAAUUUAUGGAAAAAUUUAAAGUCCGAAAAAAUUUUUCAAAAGUUUUGUCACAAACUUUUAACUAAACUUAAACAAAGCUUUGAUAAUGCCAUAGAUUUUUCUUCUGAUACUUAUGAAAUCUUUUUGCAAUGUAAUGAAAUUCCUAUGGAAAAACUUUUAAAUGAUUUUUGCUUAAACAACAAAGAUAUUGUGGAACGUAUAUUAAAUAAUAAAGAAUUAUAUGAAGCAUUGCAAUGUUAUUUUUACUACAAAUAUUUAACGAAUACAAAUUUCGCCUUAAAAUAUCCGGUGACAAUAAAGGAAAAUGCUAAAGAAACUCAAGGCGAUAAAAGCAAUACAACGAUAACGGAGCCAAAUAAGGAAAAAACACCUCUUAAAACAAAUGGAUUUAAGAACACAACUCCUAAAGCUACUGAAAAACAAAAUAAUAUUGUUAAUCAAGAAACAAAAUCACCAGAAAAACCAACAAACAAUAAUAAUAUAAUAGAAAAAGCCAAACGUAUAUUCUUUCGCAAUGUGGAAAAGACCAAUACUCUCUCCUAUAUACUAUGCACUUCAUUUGGUCUUAAACAAUUGAUUUUGCGCACCAUUUUAUCGUUAACAUUUCAAGAAUUCCUACAACUCACCAGUAUUUACGAAGGCAAACAAUUGUAUAACGAUAAACAUUUAACCGAAUGUAUGUAUCGUUAUGUCUUUGAUACUCCCGUAGUAUGGCCUACGAAUCUCUUUAUAACCCUUAAAGAUUUGUGUGAAUUUUUGCAUAUGAAAAAUAUACGUUUCACUGAUUAUUCCACUAUGUUAAAGUAUAUUUCACCAAAAUUAUUACACUGGUCUGUUCUGUUGUCGUGUACGAAUAUUUUGGAUUGCGUUAAAAUUGAUUAUGAAAAGCGUUCGGGAAAAUUACUAGAUACUGAUGAUAUUAAAACGUUAAAACAGGAAUGUAUUGAAUAUUAUAAUCGUUGUUGGAAAUAUGAAAAAUGGCUGGGAGGAGUACCUUUGGUUAAUGAGGAGUUUUAUAAGGAUUAUUUAAUUAGUAAUGAUCAAGGUGAUGCCACUAUGUUAGAUGAAUCAGCUCUGCAAGAAAUUUGUGUAGAGCCCGACGAAGUUUCAGAUGAUGUUGCAUUGAUUAAUAAUGAUACAGAAGAAUUAGAACCAGAUGAUUCAUAUCAAAAUAAAAGUUUAGAUCCGAAUUCUGCAGCAGAAAUUCGAGACGAAAUACCAACGGUAAUAAACCCAUCUCAAAAUCAAUCUAUAAAAGAAUUUAAUUGUGUUCUACUACCCAACACACAACAACAAAUUGAAAUGCUACCGGCGGAAGCAAGAGUUUCAAAUGAUCCCCUAAAUAACAGUAACAAUGGAAACACAUUAAAUGUAACUUCUUCAACUAAUAGUGAAAAUUAUGAAGUCGUAUGUUUGGGUGAACUUAUCGCUAAUGACAUAAAAUCUGAGCCAAAUAAUAGUAAAUUAUUAACUGAUUUAAUAUUCUACGAGGAUGAGAACAGUAAUAUGCAAUGUGAGCCCUUUUUGCAGGAGAUAGUUAAUUUAGAUGAUUCAACAACAGAAGUUGGUGAAAAUUUACCACCUUCUCAAAUAGAAUUUAGCGAUGCCGUACCAGAACUUAUGUUAUCCACAGAUUUGGCAAAUAGUGAAAGUAGUAAUUCUAUUAUGAAUUUGGCGCAACGUCUGCCAAGUUCGGCAGAAUCGUAUAAUGAAAUUCCAGUAACUCAACAGCAAUUUGUACAGGAACAACAGAAUGCACCCGUAAUACAAAUGAUUAAUGUUAGCUUAAGAAGUAGCGGUGAGAAUGGAAGUCAAGAAAAGCAACAACAGGAAAUGAAUUUAAAAGAUAGCGCAAGAGAAUUAGAAAUAAUAAAAGUAAAUAGUCAAGAAUUUGAAUUAUUACAAACAUCUUUGCAAAGUUUUGCAGUAUAUGCUGAGGCUCAACGUUUUCCUAGUACCUUUGAAGAAACACCAACUUGUAGUGGUUCGUUAAGGGCAGAACCAACAACUUCAAUUGUAUUACAGCCGGAGCUAAUUGAGUCAACCUCAAAUAUGGAACAUUUAAAUGUACCUUUGCCUUCUAAUGAAAUACCACAAGAAGCAGCUACUUUAAAUGCUUCACAACCAUCAACACAACCCACUACUUCUCUACCCAAACGUCGGGGGUUUGAAAAGACUUAUGCCAGAGUAAAAAAUGGCAAAAGCGUGGCAACAGUUAGACCUAUAAAAAAUUCCAAUUUUGUACCACAAAUUCAACAUAAUACCCGUCCUUUGCAAACCAAACCGGCCUAUGCACCUACAACAGCUUCUGAAACUACAACUAUUUCAGAACAACCUCCCUGCUCAAGUUUAACUCCUAUAGAGGAGGACAAUGCAGUAACAAAUGAGCAAUCUGUGGAUAAUCUACCACCUGUUGGUACCACUAUACAAAUUUCUCAAGAAUUCCAAAAAAAUUGUUCAGUUUUUAAUAAUACUUCACUCUUGAGACUUGUUGAUCAUAAUUAUCAAAAACAAAGUCAAACAAGUUUAUCAUCAUCAUUACCCUCAACACAAACACAAAACGAAGGGAAUCAUCAGCAGUUGCAGACCUUUUCUUUAACAUUGACACAAACUGAACAUAAAGAAGCAACAGAAAGUCAAAAACAACAGCCUGCUCGGAGAUCUACAAGAAGAAGUUCUAUGUUAGGUUCACAGCCUACUAAUCCACCACAAAAUACUGUCAGCACCACCACCACGACUUCUAAUCAAAUAAAUCCUCCUGCCUCUCCCACAAGAGCAACACGUAGUAGAAGUAGUUUAUGCAAAGAUGCCAAUGAUAAGAAUUUUUAUAUACGUAUUAGAAAACUUUAAAUUAUACUUUUAAAGGUUUUAUAUUGGCUAUUAUAUUGUUAUUGUUUACACAUUCAAUUAACAACUUUUAUUGAUUUAAAAAAUGGGGCUUACUUGCUGCUAAAAUUCCCUAACACGUUUAAUUGCUUUAUUUUCGCAAUAAAAUGAUGAUUAUAAUAAACGGUAACAAUUACAUAUAUAUUAAUUUCUACAAAAUUGUUUAAUGAACUAAGUAUUAAUUUCUACAGUUUUUUUAGGUUAGGAUUAAUUUUCAACAUUUAAAAUUUUAUCAGUUUCUUAGUUCGUAAUCAUUAUGAUUUAUUGUAAAGCACUUAUUAAAACCCUUAUUUAAAUAAAUUUAAAUUUUCUUUGCUUGAGUGAUUAAAGUUUUUUCAAAACAAAAGAUUAA